Apodemus sylvaticus (European woodmouse) is the source of this 930-nucleotide messenger RNA. RefSeq names its product olfactory receptor 4P4-like. Gene Ontology annotation, cellular component: membrane. The record is from RefSeq and is a predicted model, not a curated record. Gene Ontology annotation, biological process: G protein-coupled receptor signaling pathway. Bases 1 to 930 code for a protein of 309 amino acids. The transcript has a single exon. Gene Ontology annotation, molecular function: olfactory receptor activity; G protein-coupled receptor activity. Lineage: Eukaryota; Metazoa; Chordata; Mammalia; Rodentia; Muridae.
AUGGGGAAUGUUACUGUGUUUAUUCUCUUGGGACUUUCUGACAAUCAAAACAUUGAAGUCCUCUGCUUUGUAUUAUUUCUAUUUUGCUACAUUGCUAUUUGGAUGGGCAAUGUUCUCAUAAUGGUUUCUAUCACAUGCACUCAGCUCAUUGACAAACCCAUGUAUUUCUUUCUCCAUUACUUAUCACUUUGUGAUCUUUGCUACACAUCAACAGUGAUACCCAAACUCCUGACUGAUUUACUAGCUGAAAGGAAGAUUAUUUCCUAUAAUAAUUGCAUGACACAGCUCUUUGUUCUUCAUUUUGUUGGUGCCAUCGAGAUCUUCAUUCUCACUGCAAUGGCCUAUGACCGCUAUGUUGCCAUCUGCAGGCCCCUGCACUACACUGUCAUAAUGAGCAGACAGAGAUGCAAUGUACUCCUUACGGCUUGUUGCACUGGAGGAUUUGUACACUCAGCCAGUCAGUCCCUUCUUAUUGCUUUUUUGUCCUUUUGUCAUCACAAUGAGAUAGAUCACUACUUCUGUGAUGUAUAUCCUUUAUUGAAAUUGGCUUGCACUGAUACACAUAGAAUUGGUCUCUUUGUUAUUGUUGAUUCUGGCCUAAUUGCUUUGGUGACAUUUGUAGUUUUAAUGGUAUCUUAUUUUCUGAUAGUACACACCAUUAGUGUUUACCCUGCAGAGAGCCGUUCCAAAGCUCUUUCAACAUGUAGUUCACAUAUAACCAUUGUAGUCCUGUUUUUUGUGCCUGUUCUCUUCAUUUAUAUCAGACCAAAUGUAACAUUCCCAGAGGACAAAGUGUUUGCUCUUUUCUACACCAUCAUAGCUCCCAUGUUCAACCCUCUGAUCUACACACUGAGAAAUCUAGAGAUGAAGCAUGCAAUUAAAAAAAUGUGGUAUCAUCAAAUAUCUUCAUACAAGAAACAAAUUCCAUGA